This is a messenger RNA of Dunckerocampus dactyliophorus (ringed pipefish), 9312 nucleotides long. It is a transcript of the gene gfm2, whose product is annotated as GTP dependent ribosome recycling factor mitochondrial 2. The record is from RefSeq and is a predicted model, not a curated record. NCBI's taxonomy places the organism in Eukaryota, Metazoa, Chordata, Actinopteri, Syngnathiformes, Syngnathidae. The transcript has 21 exons. The coding region runs from base 329 to 2578 and encodes 749 amino acids. Gene Ontology annotation, cellular component: mitochondrion. Gene Ontology annotation, molecular function: GTP binding; translation elongation factor activity; GTPase activity. Gene Ontology annotation, biological process: mitochondrial translation; ribosome disassembly.
AUAAUGGAAUUGAGCGAUUCGCUUUAUUGCAGGAACUACAAUCCCCGUACAUGUUUUUGUUGGGAUGUAUUUUGGAGCUGGACUUAAAGAAAAUGUGACUUCUGACAGUUGUAGGAAAAGCUGCUGUCUUUGUGGCGAUAAUUGGGCUAAUUCGUGUUUUGGUAUUUUUUUUUUACUGGCCUACAAAAAGCCACGAUGUUUGUAGUUUUACCUGAUCCUGGCUCUGUAUGACUGAUAAAAUACAGAGCAUCGUCUCUUGCGAAGAAAAAAAGACUGGAGGUCACACGGACAUUAUUAGAGAAUGUGGACAUCAUUCGGCAUUUGAAGGAUGUUUUGGGAAAUAUCAAGGGCUGUGCUGCAGUACCGCAGAUGGAGCUGCUUUCUAAAAAGGAAUCACAGCUUUCUGCCAGAUGAUGUCAAAUCACUGCGGUCUGUGGUCAACCCUGAUGUGUCCAAGAUCCGCAACAUCGGCAUCAUGGCCCACAUUGACGCGGGAAAGACCACCACCACAGAGAGGAUGCUUUAUUACUCUGGCUAUACCAGAGCAUUGGGCGAUGUGGAUGAUGGUGACACAGUGACCGACUUCAUGGCUCAAGAGCGUGAGCGUGGAAUCACCAUCCAGUCUGCGGCGGUUACGUUUGACUGGAAAGGCCACAGAUUCAACCUGAUAGACACCCCAGGUCAUGUGGAUUUCACUCUGGAGGUAGAGCGGGCUCUCCGUGUUCUCGACGGUGCUGUGGCCGUGUUCGAUGCAUCUGCAGGUGUUGAGGCCCAGACUUUGACUGUGUGGAGGCAAGCAGAGAAGCAUCACAUUCCGUGUGUUUGUUUCCUCAAUAAGAUGGACAAGCCUGCAGCCAACCUGAGUUUUUCCAUUGAGAGCAUCAGACAGAAGUUGAAAGCCAAUCCAGUCCUCCUUCAGAUUCCAGUCGGUAGAGGCAAGAAUUUCUCUGGCGUAGUUGACUUGUUGACCAAUCAGAGGCUGACGUGGAAGAUGAACAAGCGGGAGGACGACGGGCGCUUUUUUGCCGCCAAACCUCUCAGCGAGGUGAAGGAACCGGAGCUCAUGGAGGAGGUCCGCCAGGCCAGGGCAGCUUUAAUUGAGCAGGUCGCAGAUCUGGAUGAUGACUUUGCUGAGGUGCUGCUGACGGACUUUGGGGACAACUUUGAUGCCGUUCCUUCAAUAAAACUCCAAGAGGCCCUGCGGCGGAUCACUUUGGCCCGUAAAGGAGUCCCGGUGCUCUGUGGCAGUUCUCUGCACAACAAAGGCGUUCAGCCUCUCCUGGACGCCAUCGCCGCCUUCCUGCCGGCCCCCGACGAGAGGCCCCACGCCCUGGUACGCUGGUACAAGGACGACUUGUGCGCUCUGGCCUUCAAGGUUCUCCACGACAAGCAACGCGGCCCUCUGGUCUUUCUGCGCAUCUACUCGGGCACACUGAAAGCACAAACGGCGCUCCACAACAUCAACAGGAACAGCACCGAGAGGAUGAGCAGACUUCUCGUGCCCUUUGCUGACCAACACGUAGAAAUCACUUCCAUGACGGCGGGAAACAUCGCUCUGACUGUUGGACUCAAACAGACGGUAACAGGAGACACCAUCGUCUCAUCAAAAGCGUCUGCUGCAGCCGCCGCCCGUCGGGCGCACAAUGAGGGAAAAACAAGCAAGGGACGUGGCCAACAAACCAGCGUGGUCCUUUCAGGAGUGGAAGUCCCCGAUCCGGUCUUCUUCUGCACCAUUGAGCCGCCCACCAUGGCCAAACAGGCUGAUCUUGAGAACGCGCUGAACAACCUCCAGAGAGAAGACCCCAGUCUCAAAGUCAGGCUCGACCCGGAUUCUGGACAGACUAUCUUGUGCGGGAUGGGAGAGCUGCACAUCGAGAUAAUCCAGGAUCGCAUCCGACGGGAAUACGGCAUUGAGACUCACCUGGGCCCUCUCCAGGUCGCGUACAGAGAGACUAUUCUCCAUGAAGCCUCUGCUACAGACACGCUGGACCGCACAGUCGGCGAGAGGAGACACGUGGUGACAGUGGAGCUGGUCGUCCAACCAGGUGACGAGUCGUCUCAAGUGGCGUUUGUGGAGGACGCCGCCGGGAUGUUGUCUGACAGCGUGAGAGAGGCGGUGGAAAACGGACUGCAUAGCUCGUAUCUCCAAGGUCCCCUGCUGGGCUACCCUGUACAGGGAGUGUCCACCCGGAUCCAAAGCGUCAACACAGAACCGGGAACGUCUCCAGCCAUGGUCUCUGCCUGCGUGUCUCGUUGCAUGCUCAAGGCCCUGAGGCUCGCUGGAGGACAGCUGCUGGAGCCCAUAAUGUCCUUGGAGGUGACUGUGGAGGAGGAACACCUCGGUACCGUGCUGGCCGACCUGGCCCAGAGACGAGGGACGGUCAGGGACAUCCAGAGUCGUCAUGACAACAAGGUGCUGCUGGCCAGUGUGCCUUUGGCGGAGACGAGGGGCUAUUCCACUAUCCUGCGCACGCUGACCUCAGGGAAGGCCACCUUCUCCUUGGAACUGGACACCUAUGAGGCCAUGAGCACACAGGACCAGAACGUACUCCUAAGACGCACGGCUGGUUUUCUGUAACCACAUAAGCUAUUCAUGUAUUUCCCUCUUCCUGCUGCCUGUCUUCAGAUUCCCUUGUACUCGUAAGGGCAGUAGCUGGAGAACAGCGGCUCAGCGGGGAUGCCGCGCCUUCGAUGACAAAACAAUAAUUCCCAUGUGCAUCUUUGUUCAAGAAAAACUGCACUUUUUUUUGCAAUUUUGCCCAUUCUCCACAAUCGUUACGUGAAACAUGACGUUAUGCAUGUAACGGGACACCUAUUCAGACUACAAUGCCCUAAAAAACUCCAAAAUGUUCUAUUUACAUAACUGACCUGUAUAUAAACCAAGCUACAGCGACACUGUGAUUGUAGCAGCCAACACGAAGAACUAUUUUUCCGGCGAUGUAUCACAAUCAACAUCAUGGUGACUUACUCCAUGGACAGUUGUCCAUCUGGUCCAGCUGGUCUGGGGGCGUCUUUUCCAGUGGAUUUUGGAUAGGUGGAAAAAAAAAGUUUCUACCACUGCAGGGUUUGUUAGCGCUAACAAUUCUUAGUUCGUUGUGAUGCAAUGUCCUCGCCGUACACACGAAGGCUUUCCAUCGAUGGUAACACCGUAUGCCGCUCAGUGCAGCAGAAACACUCCCAUUUCUGCCGGCAUGGCUUGGCAAGCUCCACAUUUACACCACCAAGUCAUGCCGGUCCUGCCUCUCUCGGCCCCCACCUGCUCCGACGCUUCACUCUUCUCUUGCCCACUCAGCUUCUAAAACCUGCAGCUCAUCCUUUGUCCAAAAGUAGUCGGUGGUGGCGGCUCUCUCAACGUCUGCCGUGAUUAAUGGUAGCAAACAUGCUGCUGUUGUUGACGGAGGUAGCGUUAUAGUUCUUAUCUAUGUUGCUAUGUGAAAUCAAUGCGCCCAGGAAAGAAGUCCCGGUAAUGUAGAAGUUCCGGUGAUGUUUAAAAUGAUCAAAAUACAGCAAAAUGCUGUAAGUCUUACAUGUUAUCAUGAAGGUACCUGUAGUACAGCAUGGAUAUAGAACCAUAAAACCUUCUUUUUUAGGGCUUUAUAGUCUAAAUAGGUAUGUCCCAUUACAGCUCCCUCAUGCUAACAGUUUUUCUAGAUUUAAGAGUUUUGAUUGUUGUAUAUGUAGUAAAACAGGUGGUUAAUUCUUGUUGUGUUCAUUGUCCCAAAAAAAAGAAAGAAAACACAAGAAAAUGAAUAAGAACAAAAGAAACAUUAAUACCACCAUUAAUACCACCAUAAAUUAAGCAACAAGAACAGAAGAGACAUGAAUACAAACAAACAAAUAAAUAAAUAAAUAAAUAAAGUGUUAUGGGUGUGUCCUCUUAGAACGCGCAGAGAAGGGAAAGAAGUGUGUUCAUGUUUCACAUAAGGAUUGUGGAUGGCCGCUUUUCCUUUAAGGACGAUGCGUGGUUGGAUGUUACUCACUCGACCAUGCGACAGCGAUGCACUGACAGUCUGUUGUAGGCGUCGCUGAUGUCUGUCACGGUCUUGGCGCUCCACAGACGCUCGGCCACAGCGCUGGCACGGGGCCUGCAGACGAUCAUGGUGGUCAUGUGACACAUAGUGUAAAUGAUUGUUUUUAGGAUCAAAGGUUGGCUGGGAUAUCAUUUAUUGUUUCUUUUGUGUAGUCGGUGUGGACCAUUUAGACAUGUUUUUGGGCAAACACCACACACCACGUACUAUUACUACACAGAGUGGUACGAAAUGAAUGGAGUGAAGUUCCCAGAUUGGCAAAGUUAGCACGUUAAUACCAGGAAUUGUGACAAUGACAUGCUUGUAUUUUUACUUUAUUUUGUUAUACUUGGCUCGUGCAUGUGAGUGGUAAGAUUUAACAUUUUUACAUUCAGAAAAAUGUCUUUUCUUGGGUAUUUCAGGUUUUCCUGAUCCUCGGUUUCAUUUCUCAGGAAAGUUAUCCAAGUCUUACCAGAGUCUGGGUGUGAGGUUGGUGGCGUCCACGUACUCCCCCCACAAGCAGGCUUCUCCACCAAUCACAAGCUUCUUCUGUUCAUCAGUUCCUGUUUUGGCACGGAAACACAGUCAGGACUCUGUGUUCAUGAUGACUAUGAUGCAAUAAAAUGUUUUCCUGCAAGAGGUGCAACAGGCUUACACUUAACUGCACAGGAGUGAUCGUAAGGUUUUGUGUCUGCGUAGCCGAGUUCUGAUACAGUAAGAGCCGAGCAAAGUCAUUCGUGGCCUUUUACAGCUAAGGCGUGGAAAUCAUGUCUGACAAAAGGAACCUCUCCAGUCGGAAAAAAUAUCUGUAAAAGUGACAGCAGGCUUACAGCCACCCUCAAAAGGACUAAAGCGGUGUUUACACUUACACGCAUCUUGCCUCCGCAUUGUCUGCGAUUUGCCAUGGCAAUACGCGUCAUGUAUUUAUUUACAGCACGAAAUUGUCCAUAGGUAUGAAUGUGAGUGUGAAUGGUGCCCUACGAUUGGCUGGUGACCAGUCCAGGGUGUACCCUGCCUCUCACCUGAAGGCAGCUGGGAUAGGCUCCAGCAUACCCCCACGACCCUAAUGAUGAUAAGUGGCAUAGAAAAAGGAUGUGUGGCAUGAAAUGACCACGCACGACUUAUUUACACCUUGACAAGUAGUGUUUAUGUCUAGUGUGUGUGACAAUAGCACGCGCAACGCUCAUUGUUUACAUGUCGGUUGCGGCGCGUUCACGACUAUUUCACUGAAAUUAUGAGUGCCACAAAUGUUGAACAUUUCAAAAUGUUCUUUGCGCACUGGCAUGCAGCACCGCGCUUUUUACACAUGCUUCACAUCUGUUUACCACCAAUUUACUCAUUGGCAAGCAAAAUUGCGUACCCCUGCGGGGACGAAGUGCAUGCAAGUGUGGCUUAGACAGGCUUUAGACAUGGAUUCUCCGUUAUUUCCUAUGGGAACAAAUCAGGGUGUGUUGGACCCUAGAGGUGUCCACUGUACUUUGGCGCUCAUGCUGACACCAACCCUGGAAGUCCUGGGGAUCGGCCUUGUAAUGGCCCUGCCAGUCCUGGCCGUAGGCGAUACGGUUCAGGUACCAGGGGGUGGAGAGCAGGGUCUGGUACCCCGACGACGUGACUUUUGCCAUCUCAUUCUGGUAUUGCUGCUGGGUCCCUUUCCACACGUGGAUGAGUGUGUCUGCUUUCAGCUACACAACACACACACACACAGGAAAAGCAGCGUUGUCAUAAAUACCGUUCAAAUGAGCCUUGCCUUUGCCCCUCCCUGUUCUCUUUGCGUGUACUUUUAAGUGUAAGCCUGUUGAUGAAAAAGCAAACAGGUCGCCUGACUGACCGUUAAAGUUGAGCGGUUCAACCGUGUAGUACUUCUGCCAGUCCUGGGCGUAGCUAAUGUAAUCUAGGUACCAGGGGGCCGAGAGGAUGGUGGUGUACCCGGCGGCCGUCACGUUGUGCAUUUCCUCGUCGGCCCCGCCACCCAUCCACACGUGAACGACGGUGUCGGGGUUCAACUGCAACGGUUCAGCUGCUGUGUUUAGGUUAAACUCACUGGUGUACAAACAACAACAAACUUUGUAGAGUUUGUUGAAGAGAGUGAAACUUAAAGGUAUAAAGAUAAGGACUGCCACCAGACGGCCAGCUAAAAAUAACCAUCUGUAGUCGCUGGAUCAUCUGAUUCAUUCAUCAGCAAAUUCCCAUGAAUUGUUGACAACUACUUUGGUCUUCUUUAAAGGGUCCUUAAAUACUGUAUAUUUUUUCUGUGGCUAUUUUGCACAAAACAUAACGUAAUAUGGAUGAGGGGGCAGCAGCACUUCCUGCUGGUGGGGUCUGUCAGGUAGGUUUAAAAUUCACUUGGAACAGGGGUGUCCAAAAUGCAACCCAGGGCACAUUCUAAAAAUAUGAAAUAUAUUCAAAAAUGAAAACAUUUGCAGUAAUUUUACAAGAAUGGAGUCAAAAAGAGAAAAAAGUUGUCUUCUAAUAAGAAAAUAUUUUUUUACAAGAAUAAACUCAUAAUAUUAUGAGGAGAAAUAAUGUCAUUUUAGUACCAUAAAGUUGAAGUAUUAACCCCCCCAAAAAACACAAAAUAAAGUUGUCACCUUUGGAAAAUUAGGUUAGGGAAAAAGUUAUAUGGGAAUAAAGAAAAAAUUUAAUGUGAAUAAAGUUAUAAUAUUACGAAAAGAAAAUUAACAAAAAUUAUUAAAAGAAAAUAGUUGAAAUAUUUGGUAAAUAAAAAAAAAAACCAACAUAAUUGGGGGGAAAAAAAGACCACAGACCACAAAGCUGAGAUGCAGUUUUUUUUAAAAUAUACUGGACAUAACUUCUUAGCAUAUCUACUACAAAAUAUCAAAGUGUCAAAGUUACAUCGUUUCAUUUUUCACGAUGUGACCCUCGCUGGAAAAAUUUGGACACCUCUGAGUUAGAAUGUAAAUCAUACAAGUGCUAAAGUAUCACUACAGCUAAUGAAUUAGCAUCACCAAGAACAAAUGAGUGCACCUUUAACAUUCCUUCUCAUCUUUUACCUUAACGCCAUUGUCGAAGACCUCCUGCCAGAUCAUGUAGCCCUUUUUGGUGGAGGCCACGAUGUCCAAAAGUCUACAGAACAAAUCUUCAAAUUAUUGAAGAUACAAUAUUUGUCAAUUGUAAUCACAUAUUAUAUCAAAAUACGCAAGCCACCUUUGAAUAUAAAAGGAUUCCAGCUUCCCGUAGUCUUGUCCGAAACCUUGCUGCUCCAUGAACCUCUGGAUGUCAGGGUUGGACUUCCUGCAGGAAAAUAGGAAACGUUGGUUGGAACGUUUGUUGCCAAGGAGAUGUCAACAACAACAGGAAGAAGUAUACAAUAAGAGCCGGGUCGCACCAGCAGGUGAAGUCCACCUCGUCGCCUCCCAGGUGAACGUAGGCAUCAGGGAAGACGAUGCUGAUCUCCUGGAAGAGCUGGCUCAUGAAGUCGUACGUGGUGUUGAGGAUGGGGUUGACCGGGCCAAAGCUGCCCGACGGUUUGGAUCCGGCGAAGCAGGGCGUCAGCAGGUCUGACUGUCCUGGGAAGAGAGAGGAUAAAGGCUGAGCCCGUUACUUUUUGAUAAAAUUGGGAAUAAAAACGAAGUCUGAUAAUACAAACCUUUUCCCCAAGACUGCGUGUGACCUGGCGUGUCAAACUCUGGAAUGACCCGGAUGCCUCGGAGGCGAGCAAACUCGAUAAUCAUCUUCACGUCGGCCGGAGUGUACACAUGAGUGUACGGGUGAUACGCUCCCUGAGGAAAGCAAUUAAAAAAAUAAUAACUUGAUUCCUUCUCCCUGCUUCCUCACCAUUACAUGUCAGGCAUCUUCAAAGGGCGAGUACCGGUUACGGUCUGACUCGCGCUAAACUCAUCACACAGCGACUUAACACUCAAAAGGGAGCUAGGAAAUAGACAAGUACCAAUACGAGUUUAAAAUUAAAAAACAGCUAUUUUAACUUUUUCCCCAUAAUUCACUGCAUCCAAGCAAAGCAUUCAUUGGAGGACAAGCGGCAUAGAAAAUGGCUGGAUGGAUGGUGCUGCAAUGCUGCCUCUGUCCACCAGAGGAGCCCUCAGGGAGGCUGACAUCAUUGCAGUGCCCUGGCAGGCACCAAUUCAUUAAAUGAAUUUAAUUUCAAAAUUCUUUAUUGCACAAGCCUAGUCGGUACAGUUAAUAAAGACUAUACAGUAAAUGGCCACAGUUUGACCCUGGAACAGAUUAAUUACUAUCCUAAAGGUUGGAACAGAUUCUACCCGAAUUAAGAGCCUCCCUGACCUUCUGGCUGAGCUGCGGGAAUUUUCGGCUCAGGUACGGGAAGGAUGGAUCGUCGACGAUGUGCCAGUGAAAGACAUUAAACUUGUUCAUUGCCAUGGUUUCCUGGAGUUCGGGGUAUGACAGAUGAGAGCCAAAUAAACUGAAGCAUAUAAAUAUUUGGGAAAGGAGCUGCGUUAAGUCAUGUACCAGGUUGGCCAAAAUGACUUUGACGGGCAGGAAGUGUCGAGAGGUGUCCAGCAAGAUGCCUCGAUGCGCAAACCUGGGGAAGUCACUGAUGGAUGUUAAAUUGACAUUUUUCUGAAAAGACAAAGCAACAUUGAAAGUUAUGUUGCAUGAAGAUGAACAAAAUAACAAUAAAAAUAAAAUGGUCUACUUACUGCACCAAAUUCAUCUUCGUACACCAACUGGCUAAACGUUUCCAGGCCUGAAUGAAUGAGACGGAAUGAUCAUGUCAUGAAUAUCAGAAAAAUGUAUUGGGUGAAAUGAAUGACGUAUUAGAUCGGGGUGUCCAAAGUGUGGCCCAGGGGCCAUUUGCAGCCCGCUGCUUGUUCUUUUGGCCCGCGGAAAACUGGAAAAAUAAAUAAUAAAUAAAUAAUAAUAAUAUAAAUAAUAAUAAAUAAUAAUAAUAAAUAAUAUAAAUAAUAAUAAUAAAUAAAUAAACAGCACAAAUAGGAAAAACAGAGCAAAACGCAAAGAGUUUGGUUGAUACUUGAUUGAUGUUUAUGAUAAUAACUCAUAAUAAAAGAAGGCUUCGUCUUUAAAAAAAAUAAAACAUACUGUAUGCCAUAUAUACACACAUACACACACACACACACACAUACACACACACACACUAGGUCCCCAACUUACGAACAUCCGACUUGCGAACAUUCGCGGAUACGAACACAAGCCGACUGGUCUAUAUUUUAUUUUAUUUUACCUUGUAGUCGCUCAAUCAGUAUUUCUACUGCUACUGUACAUGCUUGACCAGUAGAGGGCACUGUGACACUGCUAAUGGGACCAACAGACGCUGGGCAGAGAAAGCUACCGUAAAUGCAAAGCUAAG